This is a messenger RNA of Torulaspora delbrueckii, 1191 nucleotides long. RefSeq names its product ketol-acid reductoisomerase (gene ILV5). Gene Ontology annotation, cellular component: mitochondrion. Lineage: Eukaryota; Fungi; Ascomycota; Saccharomycetes; Saccharomycetales; Saccharomycetaceae. The transcript has a single exon. Gene Ontology annotation, molecular function: ketol-acid reductoisomerase activity. The record is from RefSeq and is a predicted model, not a curated record. Gene Ontology annotation, biological process: L-valine biosynthetic process. The coding region runs from base 1 to 1191 and encodes 396 amino acids.
AUGUUGAGAACUCAAGCCGCUAGAUUGAUCUGCAACUCCCGUGUUGUUACUGCCAAGAGAACUUUUGCCUUGGCUGCUCGUGCUGCUACUACUUGCAGGCCAGCCGCUAGACAAUUUGUCAAGCCAUUGAUUGCUACCCGUGGUAUUAAGCAAAUCAACUUCGGUGGUACCGUUGAGACCGUUUACGAAAGGGCUGACUGGCCAAAGGAGAAGUUGUUGGACUACUUCAAGAAUGACACUUUUGCUUUGAUCGGUUACGGUUCUCAAGGUUACGGUCAAGGUUUGAACAUGAGAGACAACGGUUUGAAUGUUAUCAUUGGUGUCCGUAAGGAUGGUGCUUCUUGGAAGGCUGCCAUUGAGGACGGUUGGGUCCCAGGUGAGACUUUGUUCGAAGUUGAAGAAGCUGUCAAGAAGGGUACCUUCGUCAUGAACUUGUUGUCUGACGCUGCUCAAUCUGAGACUUGGCCAGCUUUGAAGCCUUUGAUCACUGAAGGUAAGACUUUGUACUUCUCUCACGGUUUCUCUCCAGUUUUCAAGGACUUGACUCACGUCGAACCACCAAGCAACGUUGAUGUUAUCUUGGUUGCUCCAAAGGGUUCCGGUAGAACCGUUAGAUCUUUGUUCAAGGAAGGUCGUGGUAUCAACUCUUCUUACGCUGUCUGGAACGACGUUACCGGUAAGGCUGACGAGAAGGCUCAAGCUUUGGCCGUCGCUGUUGGUUCCGGUUACGUUUACCAAACCACUUUCGAAAAGGAAGUCAACUCUGACUUGUACGGUGAAAGAGGUUGUCUAAUGGGUGGUAUCCACGGUAUGUUCUUGGCUCAAUACGAAGUCUUGAGAGAAAAUGGUCACUCUCCAAGUGAAUCUUUCAACGAAACCGUCGAAGAGGCUACCCAAUCUCUAUACCCAUUGAUCGGUAAGUACGGUAUGGACUACAUGUACGACGCCUGCUCUACUACCGCCAGAAGAGGUGCUUUGGACUGGUACCCAAUCUUCAAGAACGCCUUGAAGCCAGUUUUCCAAGACCUAUACGAAUCUACCAAGAACGGUUCUGAAACCAAGAGAUCUUUGGAAUUCAACUCUCAACCAGACUACAGAGUCAAGUUGGAGAGCGAAUUGGAGACCAUCAGAAACAUGGAGAUCUGGAAGGUCGGUAAGGAGGUCAGAAAGUUGAGACCUGAAAACAAAUAA